UUAGACUUCUCUAAAGCCACAACUGGAUCUACUUUUUCCUUCUGUAUGUGAUCGAUAUAAACAACUCCUCGACAUGUCUUCUUCCUCCACGGAGAUGACAGCGACCACCAAAAUCACUCCUGAGGUCCUCCAGGAACUCCUGCGGUACUAUAACCUCUCCCGGCAGGAAUUCAUCGACACCUACAACAUCCAGCCGCUGGUUUACAUCCCCGAGCUCCCCGCCGGAGCCAAAAGCACGUUUGUGGUGAUGUACGUGAUAAUUUUCGUGCUAGCGCUGGUGGGGAACAGUUUGGUGGUGUAUGUUGUGGUUCGGAAGCGCGCCAUCAGGACCGCCACCAACAUCUUCAUCUGCUCGCUGGCUGUCAGCGACCUGCUCAUCACCUUCUUCUGCAUCCCGUUCACUCUGCUGCAGAACAUCUCGUCCGAGUGGCUGGGAGGGGUUCUAGUAUGCAAGACGGUUCCUUUUGUACAGACCACGGCCAUCGUAACUGGAAUUCUCACCAUGACCUGCAUCGCCAUCGAGAGAUACCAGGGCAUCGUGUAUCCGCUCAAAAUGAAGCGGCAGUACACGCCGAAACGGGCCUACAGGAUGCUAGGGCUGGUGUGGAUCGCUGCGGUCAUGGUCGGAUCUCCAAUGCUGUUCGUACAACAGUUAGAGGUGAAGUAUGACUUCCUGUAUGACCACCAUCACGUGUGCUGUCAGGAGCGCUGGCACUCCCUACUGCAACGGCAGCUUUACACCACCUUCAUGAUGGUGGCGCUGUUCCUGCUGCCACUGGCCGCCAUGCUGUUCCUCUAUAGCCGUAUCGGCGUGGAGCUCUGGAUCCGCAAGCGUGUGGGAGACGCCUCCGUCCUCAGCACCAUGAACCACAGAGAGAUCAGCAAAAUCUCCAGGAAGAAGAAACGAGCUGUAAAAAUGAUGAUCACCAUCGUCCUGCUGUUCACCAUCUGCUGGGCUCCGUUUCAUAUCGUCCACAUGCUCUUUGAGUACAACGACCUGGAGAAGAAACACGACGAGGUGACGGUGAACAUGGUCAUCGCUGUGGUGCAGGCCAUCGGUUUCUCCAACUCCUUCAACAACCCCAUCGUCUACGCCUUCAUGAACGAAAACUUCAAGAAGAGCUGCGUCUCCACACUCUCACUGUACCUGCGGCGUCCCGCCCAGCAGAGCGUCCCGCGGCAGAACCUCAGCGUUCACUUCUCCAAACACCUCAAAACUGAAGCUUUCAGCGGAGCAGAGGAGCAUCUGGAGCCGCAGCACAACCGUCUUCUGUCCUCGUCUCACGGAGAGCUGGAGAUCUCCACAGCGUUCCCAGAGCAGAACGGACAAACCUCCAGCUCACAGCUUCCUUCCAGCAGCUCCUGCGCAAAAUAAACUCGCCAAAAAAAACAAACGUUACGCAUUUAGAGGAGCUCAGAGUCAGAGCAUCUGCACAACUAAAGCCUGGCUCACACUGUGCAACGUCAGACACCAUUUAAAUCAUGGAUUCCUAUUGAGCCUUUUCACAUAGUCAUGUUUCUCAGCAGCAGAAGUGGUCAAAGUUGGGUAAACUCAGAGCGCAGUGAAUAGGAGAGUACAGCUAAUCAUUUAUUUACAAUCCUAUUUGCUGAAAUAAUAACAGAAACACUCCACCAUGCUGUUAUCAAGACUUUCAGAGGAAGAG
Molecule: messenger RNA, 1664 nt
Organism: Danio aesculapii
Lineage: Eukaryota; Metazoa; Chordata; Actinopteri; Cypriniformes; Danionidae
Gene: qrfprb
Product: pyroglutamylated RFamide peptide receptor b
Exons: 6
Coding region: 74-1375 (433 amino acids)
Biological process (GO): G protein-coupled receptor signaling pathway
Cellular component (GO): membrane
Molecular function (GO): neuropeptide Y receptor activity
Source: RefSeq, a predicted model, not a curated record